Candidula unifasciata is the source of this 537-nucleotide messenger RNA. NCBI's taxonomy places the organism in Eukaryota, Metazoa, Mollusca, Gastropoda, Stylommatophora, Geomitridae. The record is from the annotation of a GenBank genome assembly.
AUGAGUUGCCCUAUAAAGAAGGCCUUAGAAGAAGACUUAAUAAAAGCAAGAUCCAACAGUGGCAUCUCCGAUGGCAACCACCGUAGUUGUCAUAACAACAGCAAGUUUCCGACUGAAGCCAGCUAUACAGUUACAACCAAGGGAAUUCAGAAAUCCUUUUCCGAAUGCACAUCUGAGUCUAAAUUCACACCAACUCCUACGAAUUCCCUGCCGUCUUCUCCCGCAAAGUCAGCCUUGCGGAAGGUCUCAUACUGCAGUGGUAGUCCAAACUUGAGCCCAGGAAGGAAGGUAUCCCCUCCACAUACGUCCCAUGUUACAUUUUAUGGGCAGUCGGAGGAUGGUUCGGGGAAAGCUGGAGAUGAUAGUCCUGAGUCUAGUAACUUUGGCUCAACAGAAUGUUCCCCGCGAAGGAGAAAGAUCAGUAAUAUCUCCACGGCGUCUUCUGUUGGUUCAGAGCUGGACAGCGAUGGCAGUGGGGAGCGGAAAGUGGAUUUAAAAUCGCUGGUGGAAGGAGUUGGGACGGUGAUUAUACCGGCG